GGCUAAUGUUGACGCCACUCCUAGGGGAGUCCCCUCCUUGCAGCCUCCGUCUCCAUGCCGACUGCAUUCUAGAGAGUGUUGACAAGAUGAGUGUAAGAACAUACAAUCCUUCUGUGAGAGUAGGCAACUGGAAUGAGGAUCUCUGUUUGGAGGAGGACCUGCUCAAGGACUUUCUAGACAAGAAAGACAAAGGAGAGCUCUUAAUUCAGAAAGCUACCGGUCUAUUGGAGACAAUUCUGAAAGAGGUGAGGCUGUCCAGGCCCAGUGAUGGUUACCUGCACAUUGGAGAUGUAGUGUGCCUACUACACAAGCCCACUAGUAGCCUGCUAUCUGUCAAUAUGUCUGCAGCUAGGGCCUAUGAUGCCAGGCAGUUACUGUCAGGUUGUGGAGUGUCCUCAUCAAGGAAUCUACAACCAUGCACUAGGAACGUGUUUGUCAUUGGAAGUUAUGAUGACCCAGCGGCUAAGACAGGUGAUGUGGUGUGCUAUGAGCAACCUAUCAUUCUAACAACACUACCCAAUGAGGGAGGUCAGUUAAGUCUGGAGACUGAUCGAGCCACCUUCAUGCAACACUCCAAGUACACACGUGAGCAAGAACUGACUGUGAGGGACGAGCUCUCUUACAAGUCUGCUUGGCGUCUCCUGUGCUUCAGUCCGGAGGAGAGACUAGAGACUGGAGGGACUCCAGUAUCUGUCAACACUCUCCUUUUUGUCAACCAUUGCAAGACAAACCAACACCUUUGUCUGCACACUGAUUGGUUACACAGGACACCAUUUGGUCGGGAAUAUGAGGUAACUGCCUCCUCUAAGUUCAACACACACAAAGCAGAGGAUCUUCACAACCAUUUCAUGAUCGUGACUGGAGAUCCACGAGAACAUAUCGCUCAUGACGAUAAGUAGAUGAACACUUAACAUUUGAAUGUGAUAAUUCCACAACAUUAAUUUUAAUUGUUAAUUGUAAACUAAUUGUAAACUGUAGUGUUCAGCAUAACAUUUCAUUGAGCAUAAGAGAUAGAGUUUUGAGAAA
Molecule: messenger RNA, 1026 nt
Organism: Halichondria panicea
Lineage: Eukaryota; Metazoa; Porifera; Demospongiae; Suberitida; Halichondriidae
Product: cilia- and flagella-associated protein 161-like
Exons: 7
Coding region: 6-899 (297 amino acids)
Biological process (GO): cilium assembly
Cellular component (GO): motile cilium
Source: RefSeq, a predicted model, not a curated record